GGCAGCAAACACAGUGUGAACGAAAGGAGGGGGGGAAAAUUUUUUAAAGCUAAACGUGGAGCAGCCAGCCGGAGAUCGAGAAGGUGAAUCAAUGCGUGGAGCGCAAUAAAAAAUAAAAAGCCCAUAUACUUCGGAGCAAACAGCAUUUAAAAAGCUACGGCUCAACUGAAACCGAAGAUAAAACCUGCUCAUGCACCAUGGUUUUUCAAACUCGGCACCCUUCAUGGAUUAUUUUAUGCUACAUCUGGCUGCUCCACUUCGCACACACCGGAGAAGCGCAGGCUGCAAAGGAAGUACUACUGCUGGAUUCUAAAGCACAACAAACAGAGUUGGAGUGGAUUUCCUCUCCACCCAAUGGGUGGGAAGAAAUUAGUGGUUUGGACGAGAACUAUACCCCAAUCCGAACAUACCAGGUUUGCCAGGUCAUGGAGCCCAACCAAAACAACUGGCUGCGGACUAACUGGAUUUCGAAAGGCAAUGCACAAAGGAUUUUUGUAGAAUUGAAAUUCACCCUGAGGGAUUGUAACAGUCUUCCUGGAGUCCUGGGAACUUGCAAGGAAACCUUUAAUUUGUACUAUUAUGAAACAGACUACGACACUGGCAGGAAUAUAAGAGAAAAUCUCUAUGUCAAAAUAGACACCAUUGCUGCAGAUGAAAGUUUUACCCAAGGUGACCUUGGUGAAAGAAAGAUGAAGCUUAACACUGAGGUGAGAGAGAUUGGACCUUUGUCCAAAAAGGGAUUCUAUCUUGCCUUUCAGGAUGUAGGGGCUUGCAUAGCUUUGGUUUCGGUCAAAGUGUACUACAAGAAGUGCUGGUCCAUUAUUGAGAACUUAGCUAUCUUUCCAGAUACAGUGACUGGUUCAGAAUUUUCCUCUUUAGUCGAGGUCCGAGGGACCUGUGUCAGCAGUGCAGAGGAAGAAGCGGAGAACGCUCCCAGGAUGCACUGCAGCGCAGAGGGAGAAUGGUUAGUGCCCAUUGGAAAAUGUAUCUGCAAAGCAGGCUUCCAGCAGAAAGGGGACACUUGCGAACCCUGUGGCCGUGGGUUCUACAAAUCUUCCUCUCAAGAUCUUCAGUGCUCUCGUUGUCCAACUCACAGUUUUUCUGAUAAAGAAGGCUCCUCAAGGUGUGACUGUGAGGAUGGGUAUUACAGGGCUCCAUCUGACCCACCAUAUGUGGCAUGCACAAGGCCUCCAUCUGCACCGCAGAACCUCAUUUUCAAUAUCAACCAAACCACAGUGAGCUUGGAAUGGAGUCCCCCUGCAGACAAUGGGGGGCGAAACGACGUGACCUACCGGGUACUCUGUAAGCGCUGCAGCUGGGAGCAGGGCGAAUGCGUCCCCUGUGGGAGUAACAUUGGCUACAUGCCCCAGCAGACUGGAUUAGAGGAUAACUAUGUCACUGUCAUGGACCUGCUGGCCCACGCUAACUACACCUUUGAAGUUGAAGCUGUAAAUGGAGUUUCUGACUUGAGUCGAUCCCAGAGGCUCUUUGCGGCUGUCAGUGUCACCACGGGGCAAGCAGCUCCCUCGCAAGUGAGCGGAGUAAUGAAGGAGAGAGUGCUGCAGCGGAGUGUGGAGCUUUCCUGGCAGGAACCCGAACAUCCCAAUGGAGUCAUCACCGAAUAUGAAAUCAAGUAUUACGAGAAAGAUCAAAGGGAACGGACCUACUCGACAUUAAAAACCAAGUCUACUUCAGCCUCCAUUAAUAACUUGAAGCCAGGAACAGUGUAUGUUUUCCAGAUUCGGGCUUUUACUGCUGCUGGUUAUGGAAAUUACAGUCCCAGACUUGACGUUGCUACACUAGAGGAAGCUACAGGUAAAAUGUUUGAAGCUACGGCCGUCUCAAGCGAACAGAAUCCUGUGAUUAUAAUUGCUGUGGUCGCAGUAGCCGGGACUAUCAUUCUGGUGUUCAUGGUCUUUGGCUUCAUCAUUGGAAGAAGGCACUGUGGUUAUAGCAAAGCUGACCAAGAAGGGGAUGAAGAGCUUUACUUUCAUUUUAAAUUUCCAGGCACCAAAACCUACAUUGACCCUGAAACCUAUGAGGACCCAAAUAGAGCUGUCCAUCAAUUCGCCAAGGAGCUAGAUGCCUCCUGUAUUAAAAUUGAGCGUGUGAUUGGCGCAGGAGAAUUUGGAGAAGUCUGCAGUGGCCGUUUGAAACUCCCAGGGAAAAGAGAUGUUGCAGUAGCCAUAAAGACCCUGAAAGUUGGUUACACAGAGAAGCAAAGGAGAGACUUUUUAUGUGAAGCCAGCAUCAUGGGGCAAUUUGACCACCCAAAUGUUGUCCAUUUGGAAGGGGUUGUUACAAGAGGGAAGCCAGUCAUGAUUGUAAUAGAAUUUAUGGAAAAUGGAGCCCUAGAUGCAUUUCUCAGGAAACACGAUGGGCAAUUUACAGUCAUUCAGUUAGUAGGAAUGCUGAGAGGAAUUGCUGCUGGAAUGAGAUAUUUGGCUGAUAUGGGAUAUGUUCACAGGGACCUUGCAGCUCGCAAUAUUCUUGUCAACAGCAAUCUUGUUUGUAAAGUGUCAGAUUUUGGCCUGUCCCGGGUUAUAGAGGAUGAUCCCGAAGCUGUCUAUACAACGACUGGUGGAAAAAUUCCAGUAAGGUGGACAGCACCUGAAGCCAUCCAAUACCGGAAAUUCACAUCAGCCAGUGACGUAUGGAGCUAUGGAAUAGUCAUGUGGGAAGUUAUGUCUUAUGGAGAGAGACCUUAUUGGGACAUGUCAAAUCAAGAUGUUAUAAAGGCGAUAGAAGAAGGUUAUCGUCUGCCAGCACCCAUGGACUGCCCAGCCGGUCUUCACCAGCUGAUGCUGGAUUGUUGGCAGAAGGAACGUGCUGAAAGGCCAAAGUUUGAACAGAUAGUCGGAAUUCUAGACAAAAUGAUUCGAAACCCAAAUAGCCUGAAGACACCCCUGGGAACAUGUAGUAGGCCAAUAAGCCCUCUUUUGGAUCAAAACACUCCUGACUUCACUACCUUCUGCUCAGUUGGAGAAUGGCUACAAGCUAUUAAGAUGGAAAGAUAUAAAGAUAACUUCACAGCAGCCGGCUACAACUCCCUUGAAUCAGUGGCCAGGAUGACUAUUGAGGAUGUGAUGAGUUUAGGGAUCACACUGGUGGGCCAUCAGAAGAAAAUCAUGAGCAGCAUUCAGACUAUGAGAGCGCAAAUGCUCCAUUUACAUGGAACUGGCAUCCAAGUGUGAUAAGCCUUUCUCCCUUGCGAGGGAGAUGCUGGACCGCAAGAGAACAGUACUGGCCUUCAGUGUACGCAUAGAAUGCUGCUAGCAGACACUUGACGUCCUGGGUCCUUCCUGCAGUGAACUGAAGGUUUAAGAAGCACCUACAGACUUGAACUCCUAAGUGCCACCAGAAUAUAUAAAAAGGGAAUUUAGGAUCCACCGCCGGUGGCCAGGAAAACAGCAGUGACCAUAAACAAAGUACUACCUGAGAAACAUCCAAACACCUGAGCUCUAUAACCUCCUUUUUAUCUGAUAGACUUUUUAAAAUGUACAUAAAGAAUUUAAGAAAGAAUAUAUUUGUCAAAUAAAAUCAUGAUCUUAUUGUUAAAAUCAAUGAAAUAUUUUCCUUAAAUAUGUGAUUUCAGACUAUUCCUUUUUAAAAUCAUUUGUGUUUAUUCUUCAUAAGGACUUUCUUUUAGAAAAUUGUUUAUAGCUUGGACCUUUUUAGUGUUAAUCUAUGACACAUUACUACACUGGGUACCUUUGAAAGAAUCUCAAAUUUAAAAAGAAAUAGCAUGAUCGAAGAUAUAUCUCUGUCAGAACAUUGGUAUCCCUUUUAUGUCAUUUAAUUUUGUUUAAUCAGUGCUGUUUUGAUAUUGUUUGCUAAUUGGCAGGUAGUUGAGAAAAUCCAAGUUGCCAAGCGCUCUGAUAUUUUUUAAAAAGAAAUUUUUUUGUAAGGAUCUGACAACACUAUCUUUUCAAUGAAAAUAGCAAUAAUGAUCCAUAAAUACUAUAAGGCACUUUUAGCAGAUUGUUUAUAGAGUGAUUUUACUAGACAGAAUUUAAUAAACACUCAAAUUGUAGGUUUAUGAUUAUAUAAAAAAAGAUAAGGCACUUCAUCUAAAGAAUGUUGGUGAAGGCAAAUCUCUGAAAGCAAGAACUAUCCAGUGUUAUCUAAAAUUUAAUCUGAGCACAUCACAAUUUUUUCAAUAUCAAACAUUUAGGAAAUUUAGGAGAAAUAGUUGGCAUAUAUUUUAUAUCCUAUUCUGUUUAAUGCAGUCCAAACAUUAAAGGGAAGAAUUAAGUUUUAUGUUAGAACUCUGAAGCAUGAUAAAAGGGGCAGUUCACAAUUUUCACCUUUCAAAAACAAAUUUGCUGCACAGAAUAUCACCAUUGCAGUUAAAAAAAAAAAAAAGAGUAUUUUUAUUUGUGAACACUGAUGUGAUACGUUUGUUUAAUGAAAGAACUCUUUUAACCACGUCAGGAAGAGGUGAAGGAUCUGGCUUUUUUUUAAAGCUUUAUUUAUUAAACCAUGUUAUUUGAUUACUGUGUUAGAAUUUCAUAAGCAAUAAUUAAAUGUGUCUUUAUAGCUAUUUCAGGAAUGUAUACCUAUUGUGAGUAAUGCUUUCAAAAGUUAUGAAAAUCAUGAACUACCCCAGAAUUGAACUGUUGCAUUUCCAAAGAGAAUUGGGCUGUUUAUAAUAAUCAUUUUAAUAGAGAAAGAUCCCAGGGAUCGGUCAUAAUUGGUCUUGUUUGAUAAUGUGGGCACCCACAAGCAAACAAAUAACAGAAACACAGCCUGUAAAUGCUCCUUUGUAAAACUUGUAAAUUUUAUUUAUACUGUCUUGUUUUCUACACACAUUUCUCGGUAGUGGGCUCUGAAUACAUUGAAAAUGCACUAUAUUUUUCUAUUUUACUUGCAGAGCAUCACAAAAGAACAGGUAUUUUCAGUGCUACAUGAUGUGUUUUCCCACAUUUAGGACCAAAGAUGGCUAUAGAAAAACUCAAACUGAUUGCUUCCCAAGCCCCU
Messenger RNA from Dama dama (fallow deer), 4980 nucleotides. It is a transcript of the gene EPHA7, whose product is annotated as EPH receptor A7. NCBI's taxonomy places the organism in Eukaryota, Metazoa, Chordata, Mammalia, Artiodactyla, Cervidae. The transcript is spliced from 17 exons. Gene Ontology annotation, biological process: cell surface receptor protein tyrosine kinase signaling pathway; protein phosphorylation; axon guidance. Gene Ontology annotation, cellular component: plasma membrane; neuron projection. Bases 198 to 3194 code for a protein of 998 amino acids. The record is from RefSeq and is a predicted model, not a curated record. Gene Ontology annotation, molecular function: transmembrane-ephrin receptor activity; protein binding; ATP binding.